UACAUUCAAAAAGCAGCCAACGUCCCGCUGCAGGAGAGUGUGGCGUGGGACCGUUUCUGCUUCCACUGAGACUUUACGAGACCACGGACCGAAAAGCACCGAAAUAUGCUCCGGACAAACGGGACACCGGCUUAGUUUUGUUGACUCAAAGAAAAGUUACCGAGAGAGGCUGCGGUGGGAUAAACGAAAAGACGACGAGAAGAGUUUGCCGUUCGAGCAGGUGAAUCACGUUUUUGUUGUUGUUGUUGUUGACCGGAGAGGAUCACACCGCAUCACAAGACCCAGUCUCACCUGAGCCCGAGAAGAAAGGUGAAAAUGUCCCUGGAGAGUUACUCAGCGCUGGACGAGUCCUCUCUCCGAGCCUUGCUGGACGGAACCGUUGAUCUGGACGAGAGGCGCCUCAUCCGCUCGGCCAUCCGGGAGCUGAGGAGGAGGGAGAUCGAGGACAUGGAGGCCGCUCUGGCCAGCAAGAGGUUUCGACCCACGCGGUUCAAUCAGCAGGAAGACAAAGAGAACCAGCACAGGUCAGAAUCCAAUGAGAACCUGGACGUCUUGUCAAAGAAACUGCAGUCAAUCCGAGACAUCGAUGAACUCAUGAAAAUGCUCCGUGCGGCCGGCGAGUACGAGGAGAGGAAGUUGAUCCGAGCGACCAUUCGACAAAUCCGAGAAGAGCAGGAAAGGUGUGUGGAGAGCGGGAGAGCAUCUGGUCGCUGCCAAGAACCCGAGAGUGUGGAGUCCCGAAGCGGCAUGGGAACUGGAGAGACAGAGCGCGAGAGCCACAGUGAGCGGGAGCACAUCAGAUCUCAGAUCCAGCAGACGCAACAAAGAAAAGGUUCCAACUCAGGCAUGGUGUUGGUUCUUGAUCACCUGGUAAAGGAUGACAGCUCUGAACCUCUGUUGAUCCAGCCUCAGCGAGAAGCUGUGGCCACAGAGUCUGACCUGGUCAUGUCUCACCGUGAAAGGUCAGACUCCACGGCUUCUGACCGCAGCGGGACCUCCGUGCUCUCCAAAUCCAAUCUGGAUUCCGUGGCCUCAGAGAAGAGCCUGGGCUCAGCCUACAGAGCCCGACUCGACUCGGGAGCCUCAGAUAAGAGCCAGAGUUCCUCCCAGCGUGGCCGGCUAGACUCUGCAGCAUCCGAGCGAAGCGUCGGCUCCCAGUCUCACAUCCGACAGAGGCUGGGCUCAGAUGUCUCCGAUACAUGUGUCAGACCCCGUCUGGGCUCUGGGGCUUCGGACAGCUUCGGUCUCCUGUCGAGGAAGCGCGCGGACUCGGGGACAUCUGAUCGGAGCGUGAGUAUGACCUCUGAGGAGAGGGGCCCGACAGAGGAGGUGGAGGUAGCCACAAGUGGGUCGACCUGCAGCACAGAUUCAGAAACCGAGAGCAGAAGCCAAACACCAGGCGGCAACCAAGCUCCGACCAAGCAGGACGGCACAGCUGACCAGGAUCAGCCUGAUGGAGCCGUUUUAUCUCGGGGACAUCCUGCGGAUGGUCUGCUCAACGGCAGUGCCAAGGGAAAAACUGACUUCCAGAAGCAAAAGAUAACACUUAUCAAUGAUCUGCCCCUCACUCAUGGAAAACCAAAGGAUCCUGCACCUGAGAGGAAAGACGUCAUAUUGGAACAAUUCAGCCGCACCAACUCUGUCCGUGACCGCAUGCGCAAGUUCACAGAAGCCAGCCAGAGCUCAAACACCCCCCCUUUGAAGAAGGCUCCUCUGAGGAACGGGAUCACCUUCGGCAGCAGCGGCCGGACAAAUCUUUCCAGAGCCGCUGAACUGUUUACACACCCGACAGCAUCCCUCAGCACAUCUGGAGACAGGCCAGCGAGGCCACGUGUGGACCCCGCAUCUGACACAAGCGCAGCAUCCCAGAGUCAGGCCACACCUCAGCCAAGAGGCGUGGCUAGCAAACCUCUGUCUGCAGCGAGCCAAUCGCACAACGCCAUGGGUGGGAUGAGGCAUCCAGCUGAAAAAGAUGUGCACUCCUCCAGUGACUCAAAGGAAGACAGUACCCAAGGGAGAGCAGCAGGAAAAAAAGUCACCCAGGGAGAGGCAGACCCGGACAUGAAGACUUUUCUCACCAUAGAGAUCAAGGAUGGACGCGCCACCACCACAUCCACAUCGGCCCCUAGAACCACCAUUGUGCCCAUCACCACCACCAUGACCCCACGCAUCACUACUACUGCCCUGGGGCAAAGGCCAGAGUUGACCCUCGGCCUAAGAGCAACACCGUUCAAGAUCACCUCGUCCAGCUUCUCCUCUGGACCCUCCAUCACGAUGGAGACGGAGCCGGUCGUUGCCUCCGAGCCAGUGUUUAACGUUGGAUCGUCUGUCCAGGUGGCGUGUCACGUCCCAGCCAUCCCAAACGGCUCCAGCACCACUCAGGCCAAACCCGUCGAAUUCGAAAUAAAACCCGUCGAAUUCCAAAUAAAGCCUGUCGACUGCUCCGAAGUAAAACCUGUCGAAUGCUCCGAAUUUAAACCUGUGGAGUGCUCCAUAAAGAAACCUGUCGAGUGCUCCGAAUUUCAACCUGUCGAAUGCUCCAUAAAGAAACCUGUCGAAUGCUCCGAAUUUAAACCCGUCGAAUGCUCCAUAAAGAAACCUAUCGAAUGCUCCGGAAAAAUGACGGCUGAACAGCUGGCUGCAAUCGAGGAUGAAGAGCUCCUCGACAAAAUGCUCGACGAGUCGAAAGACUUUGAAGAAAGGAAGAUGAUCCGUGCAGCCAUGAGAGACCUUCGCAAGAAAAAGAGAGAGGCCAAGUUGGGAUGUACUCAAGAGGAAAUAGAUCAGAGAGAAAAGGAGCGUGAGACCCGUCUGCAGGAGCUCCGGCAGCAGAGAGAAGAGCGAACGCAGAAAGGUCGUCCCGGAGCAGGAGAGGUGGUGAUGAGGAAGGUGGAGAAGUCAGCUGAUGGCUCAACCCUCAGCCAAGUCACCAAGACAAAUCGCUUCGCCCAGUCUGAUGAUGGGAGCAGAUCAACGCGCAGCACCGUUGUCGAGUCCAGUUACACGCAGAAAACAGACAGAGGCACAGUCCAGUCAAAAUCAUACAGCUUCUCCUCCUCCUCCUCUUCCUCCUCCUCUAAUACAAGCAAAAAAGUGGGCAGUGUGUUCGACCGCGAGGAUGACUCAUCGUCUCGAACUAACAGCGCCGCUCUGGAGCGAAGGCAGGCGGAGAAGCGCAAGGAGCUGAUGAGGGCUCAGACGAUGCCGAAAUCAUCCGGUGCGCAGACCCGCAAAGCCAUGAUAGAGAAGCUGGAGAAGGAGGGAGGCGGCCCUGGAAAUCAGGCAGUGGCCAAGGUAAACAAGGUUCAGCGCUCCACCAGCUUUGGUGUACCCAACGCAAACACCAUCAAACAAAUGCUGCUCGACUGGUGUCGUGCCAAGACCCGCUCAUAUGAGCACGUGGAUAUUCAGAACUUCUCCUCCAGUUGGAGCAAUGGCAUGGCGUUCUGCGCCCUGGUGCACAAUUUCUUCCCCGACGCUUUUGACUACAGCGCCCUGAGCCCCAGCAAUCGCAGGCAAAACUUUGAGGUGGCCUUCAGCGCGGCAGAGACCUACGCCAACUGCAUGCCUUUGCUGGAGGUGGAGGACAUGAUGAUCAUGGGUAACAAACCAGACUCCAAAUGUGUCUUCACCUACGUACAGUCCCUCGUCAACCACCUGCGCAGAUACGAGAUGUCCAUGGGUCGACCCUGUGACCUCUGACCUGUGUUCAGUGCGCACCGGGGCUCGGCAUGGCAUCACCCCCAUCAUGCCCCCCUCCCUCCUCACCGGCCCUCACCCAUCCCCACCCACUCCUCCCCCUCCAUUCAUCUGAUGAGCGCCUCCACUCUGACAGGCCAGAUGGACAAGUUUUGGAUUGUGUGUGUGUGUGUGUGCGUGUGUUUGUGUCAGUUUGCUUCGUGUCUCUGUUGGCAGUGGUAUUCAUUAUUAUAUUUCUCUUCCGGACACACACUGUUAACACAAAAUCUACCUUUCCGCAGCAAGAGGGCGCCAAAGUUUCUAAUAUGCUUUAUUUUAAGCUUUAAAAUUUAACAUUUUUGUUUUUUCUACUCAAACUUGACUUUGUGCCAGUUUGCUAGUAUAAUGAAACACACCAUACAAGAGAAAUAUAUUUUAUCUUAUACCCUAUUUAAAUUAUUUUUAACUACUUUUUCCUGCCUCACAUUUGACAUUAUUCACACUUUUGUCUCUUAAUUCCUCUAAAGGGAAAACUAUAUGCUCAGUUAUUCUGGUACUUUUCAAACCAAGCUUGUUGAUGUCUUGAAUUAAGUGCUUAUGAUUCUUAUGUAAUCAAACACAGUGGCGCUUUUUAAAACGCGUGCACAGGGAAAUUCUGUCACUACUCAUGCGGUUUCAGCGUUGCUGCAGAACAAGCGUUGAGUAACUUUUUAAUGAACAUUUUAACUCAGAUUUUUUUUUUUUAACAGCAAACAUUAUUGCAGUUAAACCUGUUUUUAUUUAGGUACAUGCAUAGAAAAGGGGAUGGGGUUGGAGUCUGAGGAUGUACAGCUGUAUUUUCUCAUUACUUGAUGUACAAAGGACCUCACUGCACUGUCGUCCAGCAUCACUGCGCAGCCCUGCCAAACACACUCACACACAGCUCUAUUCAAGGACUCCAUGUUUAUGCUUGAGUACUUCUUUUUUUUUUUUUUUGGAUUAUUAUUAUUUUGUUAGUGUGUACAUUUUCAAAAAGCUUUGUUUAAAGUUAGUGAAUAAGCUCAAGCUACCAGACUAGUGGCUCCUGAAACAAAUCGGGGUGACUUUCUGUUUGAAAGCCGGCUUUCAGGAAAGACAUGAUUAAUCAUGACUGAUAUCUGCCAGUUGUAUAUUUAACAAAAUGAAGUUAAGAGAAAAAGAUAAACAUUUAGAUGAAGAUUUUUAUUUGUAAAGUUGUAGAAAUGUCUACAAUUUGCUUUCAAAGUUGAUUUUUUUUGGGGGGGGUGGGGUAGAUCUGAGAAAUUAUUUGAGAAUGACUUUACUGCUGCCGACUGAAAAUCGAAAAAACCUUCCACUAAGCAGUGAGUGUUGUGUAUAUAAGAGCUUAAACACUUUAUUAUUUCAUGUUUCUGUGCACCACGGCGAAAUGUGAAAUAACGAUUAAACCAAUUUGAGAAACGAA
Molecule: messenger RNA, 5119 nt
Organism: Mugil cephalus (flathead mullet)
Lineage: Eukaryota; Metazoa; Chordata; Actinopteri; Mugiliformes; Mugilidae
Gene: smtnb
Product: smoothelin b
Exons: 20
Coding region: 316-3702 (1128 amino acids)
Biological process (GO): actin cytoskeleton organization
Cellular component (GO): filamentous actin; microtubule organizing center
Molecular function (GO): protein binding
Source: RefSeq, a predicted model, not a curated record